AUGAGGGCAUCUCAGCUUGUCAGCUACCUUGUUUUGACAGUGAUACAAAUUCUCUUUGGGGUUUUCAUAAAUGGCAUCAUCGUGAUUGUGAACGGUACUGACUUGAUCAAGCAGAGAAAGUUGAUCCCGCUGGAUCUCCUUGUUUCCUGCCUGGCAAUUUGCAGGAUGGGAAUUCAGCUGGCCUUGCUCCACAUUAACCUGGCUCUUCUUUCCUUGAUCACACCCCCCCAGUUUACUGAGAUGCUGGUAGUUUUCACUUUUGUGAACGAUUUGGGACUUUGGUUGGCCACCUGGCUCAGUGCCUACUACUGCACCAAGAUCGCUACUGUCGCUCACCCUCUUUUGUUCUGGUUGAAGACGAAGAUCUCCAAGUUGGUUCCUUGGCUGAUUCUUGCGUCCCUGCUGUAUGCAUGUGGUACUUCUGCUGUGCACGUCAAAUAUAAGUGGGUAUUUUAUGGAGAAGACUUCCUGGGCCUUUUCUUCCCCAACAUAACAGCUCCCAUCGAAGUAACCCCUACUUUACAGCUUGCCUUUCUGUUUGCUGAGUUUGUAUUGCCAUUGUUCAUCUUCCUGAUUUCUUCUCUGCUCUUGAUAUUUUCCUUGGGGAGACAUGCCUGGCAGGUGAGAAACACAUGGACAGGACCCAGAAACCCUAGCACACACGUACACAUCAGGGCCUUUCUCUCCAUCCUGUCCUUUCUGGCCCUUUAUCUCUGCCACUACCUGAUCGUGGCUUUGAUCUUUCUUCAGAUUUUUAAACUUAGAAGCUUCCUAUUUCUGUUCUGCACCGUCGUGGUUGGUUCAUACCACUCCGUCCACUCUAUUACUUUAAUUUUAGGAAAUCCGAAAAUGAAACAAAAUGCAAAGGCGUUGCUCCUCCUCAGAAAGUGCCGUCAGUGA
Messenger RNA from Rangifer tarandus platyrhynchus (Svalbard reindeer), 900 nucleotides. Lineage: Eukaryota; Metazoa; Chordata; Mammalia; Artiodactyla; Cervidae. The record is from the annotation of a GenBank genome assembly.